Molecule: messenger RNA, 1720 nt
Organism: Gossypium raimondii (Peruvian cotton)
Lineage: Eukaryota; Viridiplantae; Streptophyta; Magnoliopsida; Malvales; Malvaceae
Product: auxin-responsive protein IAA8
Exons: 7
Coding region: 251-1354 (367 amino acids)
Biological process (GO): regulation of DNA-templated transcription
Cellular component (GO): nucleus
Molecular function (GO): protein binding
Source: RefSeq, a predicted model, not a curated record
UGUUACUUUGUGACAAAUGGAGGGUCCUUAGCUUUCUCUCUCUCUCCAAAAAAAAAAAAAAAGAAAACGAAAAAAAGUUUCUCUUCUUUGCUUUCUUUCGAGUAAAAAUCAAACGAAAAACAACUGAAAUAAUAUUAAAAGAUUUUGAUUUUGAUUUUGAUCAUCAAAUUUUCUGUUUCUGAUCCACCAGUCCAGUCAGAGUGUUGAAGUAUUGAAGCUGUCUGGUGUUUUGUUUGUUUUUUGAAAUCUGAUGUCUCCGCCGCUUCUUGGCGUGGAGGAAGGGGGUCAGAACAAUGUGACUUUACUGGGUUCUUCUGGCUCUAUUGAUAGUGUGUGCCAGAAUAAUGCUGAAUUGAAGGAGCGCAAUUACAUGGGCUUGUCUGAUUGUUCUUCUAUUGAUUGCUCUGUUGUCACCCUUGGUUCCGACGAUAGCAACGUAAGUUUGAAUCUGAAGGCAACAGAGCUCAGGCUUGGGCUUCCUGGAUCACAGUCUCCUGAAAGAAAUUCUGAGCUUUGCUUGUUAAGCUCUGCUCAACUUGAUGAGAAACCCCUUUUCCCUUUGCAUCCUUCAAGUGAUGGUCACUGCUUUCCAUCUCAAAAGACUGUAGUUUCAGGCAACAAAAGAGGCUUCUCUGAUGCAAUGGAUGGGUUCUCAGAGGGGAAUUUCCUUUCUAAUUCGAAAGUAGAUGUGAUGUUGACACCCAGGCCUUCGUCAAACUUGGGACUGAAAUCUGUUUCUAUGCUUGAGAACCUUGGGGUUCAACCAACAAAGGCCAAAGAGGUCACGAACCAGAAGGUGGUAAAGGACUCGCCUCAUGCUGCCAAUGAGACGAGGCCCAACCAUAAUGCAUCUGUAAACAAUAACAGUGGAGCACCUGCUUCCAAGGCACAGGUUGUAGGUUGGCCUCCUAUUAGAUCGUUUAGAAAGAACUCAUUGGCCACCUCUUCCAAGAACACUGAUGAAGUAGAUGGAAAGGCAGGGCCUGAUGCUCUUUUUGUUAAGGUCAGCAUGGAUGGUGCUCCUUAUCUGAGGAAAGUGGACCUGAAAAACUACUCUAAAUAUCAGGAUCUAUCUUCUGCUCUUGAAAAGAUGUUCAGCUGUUUUACCAUAGGUCAAUGUGGAUCUCAUGGACCCCUGGGUAGGGAGCUGCUGAGCGAAAGCAAGCUGAAGGAUCUUCUGCAUGGAUCAGAAUAUGUUCUCACUUAUGAGGAUAAAGAUGGUGAUUGGAUGCUUGUGGGUGAUGUCCCAUGGGAGAUGUUUACUGAUACCUGCAAAAGGCUGAGGAUCAUGAAAAGCUCUGAUGCUAUUGGUCUCGCUCCAAGGGCCGUGGAAAAAUGCCGGAACCGGAACUAGCUAGUUUGAUACAUGAUUUUUGCUAUCCGAUGCAGUUCUUUCUGAAGAAAUAAGAGGAUGUUGGAGCGGGCAGGAGAUCACAGGGUAUCUGCUUUUCACAUGGUGCUACUUUUUAUCUUCUAUUUGCAUGGGAAUUUAUAUCAUGUACGCUUGUUUUUAUCUACUAAAAUUAUGAAACCAUCAAGGUCUAGUGUUUUAGAGUCUCUGAACGAGUCCCUGUUCCCAAUCUUUUUUUAAGCUUGUAAAGUGCAUUGUUUCUUGAACUCUCAUCGUGUGUGUGUUUUGUAUGUUGAAAGACCCCCGACAUUAGCUGUAAACCCCUGACUUUGAUUGUAUUAAUCCUGUGUGAUGCUGCUUUGCGUGUUA